This is a messenger RNA of Annulohypoxylon maeteangense, 2446 nucleotides long. RefSeq lists its product as uncharacterized. NCBI's taxonomy places the organism in Eukaryota, Fungi, Ascomycota, Sordariomycetes, Xylariales, Hypoxylaceae. The record is from RefSeq and is a predicted model, not a curated record. The coding region runs from base 480 to 2300 and encodes 606 amino acids. The transcript is spliced from 3 exons.
CCUGAAAUUGAAGCAUAAGACGAACGAAAUAUUAUAACCCUUACCCGACAUUCUCAAGCCUUCCUACUAGAGGUAGAUAGGACGGCCAUGUGAGCUUAUCUGCAACCUAAAUGGCAUACUAAUAUAAAUUUAGUUACAUUGCAUGUUUACAAAAUUGAUUUACUUGUCGAAGGAUAUACGACGUGAAGUCAACUGGUUGGUGUUUAUGAAAUGACAAUGCGAAGGGUAGCUGAAAGAUGCCCAAUGCUACCUUGAGGAAUGCAUGGGAACAGAAGUGGUUCAGAAAGAAGAUGGAGAUAUUCAAUAGAGAGUGUGGGCAUUUUGCCUCCAGCCUUGUUGCUCUUUUGCACUUCGCAUAUAUUCUUCGUUUCUUCGUCCCUCGGUUCUUUACUAUUGAAGAUUAUCUCACUAACAACACUCCUCACGGAUUAUAUCUUUCUUCAAACAUCACCUAGGGUAUUAUAAAGGACUUAAUUAAAAUGGGCACAAGCGAUAACAACCAGCAGCCAGCCGGUUCAAGCCAUAACCACGAGAACCCAGGUAACGAAAAGAUGCAAAAUACUACUAGUGGCCCGAGGCACACUGCUACUAAGAAGAAAAUCAUCAUCUGUUGUGAUGGAACCUGGAAUAGCGAGAACAGCAACGAACAACGAUCCAAUGUGUCGGAAAUCUCGAGGUGUAUCAUGCCGUACGAUCAGGAUGGUGUACCGCAGAUUGUCUUCUAUCAGCCUGGUGUCGGCACAGGAACGUCAAAAUUGGGAAAUGUAUGGGAAGGACUGACAGGCAGAGGACUUUAUGAGAAUAUAUGUGAAGCCUAUAGCUUCCUAUGCCAUAAUUAUAGCCACGAAGACGAUGAAAUAUUCUUAGUCGGAUUCUCACGAGGCGCUUUCACUGUUAGAUGCGUGGCCGAGUUCCUGAACGACGUAGGGUUGCUUGAGAAGAGAGGGAUGAUGAACGUACUUGAGGUUUUCAAGCUUUGGGAAGUUAAGAUUAAGGUACAUUCUCUAUGCGGGUGGGGCAGGAGACUAAAGCCGUCACCCGCAGAGUUGCUGCAACAGAAGAUCAACGAUCUCGAGGGCAAAGGAGCUCUUCGUCGGAAUAUCAAGGUCAAGGCAUGCGCUGUUUGGGACACUGUGAGCUCACUAGGGAUCCCGAUGCCCUGGUUCAUCCCCCAACCUGGACCACGGAAACUGAAGUUUGUCAAUUCACAUCUCUGUCCAAAUAUAGAGCAUGCCUUCCAGGCACUCGCAUUGCAUGAAAGGCGACGCCACUUCCUUCCGAUUGUGUGGAAGCUUGCACCUGAAGCACAGCACAACACGGAAAAGAUCAUUCCUGAUCGUAUCGGGCAAGACACCGGCGAUAUCGGGGCUGAUGUACGGAGACACCAGGCGGCACAACCAGGCGGCACAGUUCUGAAACAGUGCUGGUUUCUAGGGUGCCACGGCGAUGUUGGUGGUGGAAACCAAGAAGCAGGGCUGUCGCAUAUAUCUUUGAUCUGGAUGCUUUCGCAGCUCAAUCCGUUUUUAUCAAUAGGUAUUGAGAAUCUUCGACAGCCAGCUACUCAUGCCAAUCGGCAUCACGAUGAAGAGAUCGCAAAUGCCGCCGAGACUAGCGAUAUGCGGAAAACUAGGACCGGUAUCUGGUUAUUCCUUGAUGUCCCUCUUAGGUUACCUCUGGGUGAUGGAGAGAUAGACAUGUCGUGGAGAGUAGCGAAGCAAUUUACGAGUAGUUCAACUAUACGGGUUCGUGACUCCUUGCGAGGCCUGUUCCGGAUCGGUGGCUCUAGAUUGAGGGAGCCGUGUAGCCGGUUUUUGGGAAAUUAUGGCAUAGAAGAAGUGAAGAAGCCUGAUUUCUCUAGCAGCAACGAAACGAUGCAUUUCACUACCCGCCUUCUACUAGCCGAUGAAAUCAUAAUGCCACCCCAAUCCCUCAAAGACACUCGUACAAUUUCGGAUGGAAAUAAAGAAAUCUGGAAAUUUCCCGGUCCAAAGCUAAGCUGUAGGGAACAGAGGACGCCAUACGUGGUGGGCGAAGAUGAACCUAACGCGGUCGAGAUGGAACUGCUACAGUGGUGGCUUAAAGUCUCACAAAGCUGGCUUAUUCAUGGGGCCAGUAAUGGUAAGAAAGAUGGAGGAACAAAACUCGGAGAUAUCACACUCCCAUUAUUAAGGCGACUUAACGACCAUCGUCCCCACGGUGGUGACUCUCAGUGGCCUAGACCCAAAGACAAGAAACCCUCUAGUUCUAUGAAAUCCAUUGCGCAGAACUGGGGCAAAGAAUUGUUUGGGAAAAACAAAUGAGGAAUGCUUCAAGGUUGGAUUCUAAAGACUUGGAGGUGUCGAUGAAUGGUAAAGCGGGUCCAGAAUGGCUUAUUGUUCCAAGGUUUUGAUUGGAGAAAUUGCUCAGUGGCUGAGGUCCUAAUGAAUUUCUUAUCUUAUCAGAAAGC